GCUACCAAUAAAGCAUGAAAGGUAUCUGACAUACCAAGAGGGUACUACACUCUCCUCAUAAAUCUACUGUUCCAUUCAUUUUCUUUUUUCCUUUCUCUCCCUUUUCUUUUUUUCUUCUCUUCUCUUCAAUUCCAGCCAUUCUUCUCAGCAAGUACAAACACUUCAUCAGUACAGGCAUCUAUGCCUCUAGAUUCACCACUCAACUAAAAAAAUUUUCCCCCUCUUUGAUGCACUUUUUACAACAACUUCAAUUAAAUUUUCUGCACCAAAAGUUUUUAAGAUCCAAGCUACCUAGCUAUAGCUAGCCUCUUCCUUCUUCAAUUUUUUAACCAAUUUUUUUUUUCUUUUUCUCUUUUAGGUUAAGAAGCUAAAACAGCUUUUUGAAAAAAAAAAAAAAAAGAAAAAGAAAAACACAGUUUCCAUUCACUUCUUUGUUUCUUGACAGAUUUGUUGUCCUUCUUUAAUUUUGUCUUUAUAUUCAGCUCUGAUUUUUGGAUAGGGAAGUGUCGGUUUGGAUUUGUGGGAUCUAGAGAUUUACAGCAGCAGAAGUUUUGGGAUCAUCAUCAUCAUCAUAAGAAAGUACUGGCAGCUUAGCAGACUUACAUACAUAUCAGGUUUUCAGGGUCCUUCUGAUAAAACCUCACUGCCAUGAAAUUUUCUUGAUUACUUUUUUUCUUUAGAAGUAAAAAAAAAGACAAAAAAAAAAAAAAAGUGGGUUUGGAUUUAUAAGCAGAAACAGCAAAAGGGUUUGAAAAUCUGGAUUUCCGGUGGGAUUAUUACCAGCAAGAAGCAGAAAAAGAGAAGUUUCCAUUACCAGCAGUAGCAGGAGAAGCCACAGAAUAUGCAAAGGCUGCAGGGAUGAAGAGAGCCGUCGCCGCCGGCGGAGGAGGAGAUGGCGGCCGUACUCAUCAUCAUCAGGGAGAGAUAAUUCAAGUACAAGGAGGACAUAUCCUCCGGGCAACCGGCCGGAAAGACAGACACAGCAAAGUUUACACUUCAAAAGGUCCGAGAGACAGAAGGGUUAGGCUUUCAGCUCACACAGCGAUUCAAUUCUAUGAUGUUCAGGAUAGAUUAGGCUAUGAUAGACCCAGCAAAGCCGUUGAUUGGCUCAUCAAGAAGGCGAAAACCGCCAUCGAUAAGCUCGCUGAAUCCCCCUCCGGCGGCCACCAUCCUAAUCUGAAUGAACUCACCAACGGCGCCGCCGCCGCCGGAGGAGGUCCAACCACUUCCGAUUCGAAUCCCGGCAGCAGCUCAGCCGACCCUUUUUCGGGUAUUAUUCAGACACAUUCAAUUGCUGAUAGUAUGAAGUCUUUUUUCCCGGUUAGUCCGACCGGGAAUAAUAAUAAUUCAUUGAUGCAAAUGCAAGGCGGUGGAGGUUCCUUUCAUGAUGAGAUUAGUAGAAUUUCAAGAUUACAACAACAACAACACCCUCUUCUUCAUAGUGAAGAUCUUGGGUUAUCAUUGCAUACUAAUUUGCAAGGUGGUGAUGAAAAUAUGAACCAUUUUUCUGGGACGAAUCCGACGAGCAUGUUUGAUGCACCAAAUUAUCACCACCACCAUCAUCAUCAUCAGAAAAGUAACGAGUCUUGGUCUAAUGGUACUACAAGUGGUAAAUAUCAUGAAGAAGGAGAGAAUAGAGGGAAUAAUAUUGGAUUUAUAUUCAAUAAUAUUCAACAUUCAUUGCCACAACAACUGCUUUUCAGCCAAAGCUCAUCAGCAUUGUUUUCUCAUAAUCAGCAUCAGCAUCAUCAGAGGGAAUCCCUUCAGUCCAACAGUUAUUCAAAUUUACUUCUUCAUGCCUGGAGUAGUAAUGAGAGACAACAACAACAACAACAACAACAGAUGCCCUCUCAUGUGGAUCAUCAUCAUUCUAGCACUCAGCAGCAGCAGCAGGCUUUCAAUCACUCAUCAUCUCCAUUUUACAACUUCCAUUUUGGUUCUGAUUUUCAAAUUCCGGCUCGAAUUCGCGGCGAGGAGGAUCCCAGCACCGGAGUUGUGUCCCUUCACCAAUCCUCGGUUUCUCCAAGUUCGGAACAUUAAGUUAUAAAUGCAAAGCUUACUGAAGGUGGUGAUUGAUACAAUCCCGAAAUCUAUUUUAAUUUUAGAACAAAUUGAACGGUUGGUGAUGGAUAAUCUUUUGAAGACAAUGGGGGGAAAGACACAGUUCAUUUUGUUUCAUCAUCAUCUUCUUCUUCUUCUUCUUCUUCUACCUUUUUGUUCAAUUUUGGGGUGCAUAAAUUCUUGUUUUUUUUCUUUUUCCUGUAGUCAUCCUGUGUGUGUACUAGCAAUUGUGUUACAUUAAAUUGUUAUGUCCUUUUCGUUCUGGUCCAUAGUUUACGUUGAACUUGAAAUUGUAUUUGUUUAUGUAUACUUUUUUUUUUUUUUUUUUGGGUUCAUCAGUCAAAUGGAAGUAUCUAAUGAUACAUUUCAUUCUCUUAUUUAAAAACAAUUGAAAUUGAAACAUAUCUGAUUGUGUCUUAUGUAGUUUGAUUUGGUGGUUAGUCUUUCAUUCUCGUAUAUAUCUUGUCAUUUUGUCUCUACUAUGCCCACAUUGACGUGAUUAGGAUUGAAGAGAUAAACAAAUUAGGCUAAGCCAAAUGCUCCAAUUUAGUAGUUAAUUCAUGGAAAUGGAGCUUAGUAAUCCGUAUAGUGACAGUUUUGUAGUCACAUAGAGACUAGCUUAUAAUUUGCCCCA
Oldenlandia corymbosa var. corymbosa is the source of this 2695-nucleotide messenger RNA. The record is from the annotation of a GenBank genome assembly. NCBI's taxonomy places the organism in Eukaryota, Viridiplantae, Streptophyta, Magnoliopsida, Gentianales, Rubiaceae.